AUGUCAGAGUUCAGUCACAGAAGAGCCAGGAGACCAACACGAGACAGCAUGGACUCAGUGUUAUUUGAGGAUGUGGCCAUGAACUUUACCCAGGAAGAGUGGGCUUUGCUGGAUUUUUCUCAGAGGAAACUCUACAAAGAUGUGAUGAUGGAAACCUUCAGGAACCUGGACUCAGUUUUUCAACAGGAUAAACAAAAAACCAAACCCACUGCCAUUGAGUCGAUUCUGACUGAGUUUGAAAAGGAUAAUAAUAGUCAAAAGUUGUCCAUGAAGAAUGACUCCUGGUCCUCCGUGAUAGGAGUAAUCUGUGAAUUCCAUAACACUGAAGAUCAGCACAACCAGGAAAAGUGUGUGAGAAGAUGUAUGGCAGAGAGCCCCCAUGAAAAUAAAGAAGGUAAUCAGUAUGGGAAAACUUUCAGCUGGAUUGCAAAUCUUACUGGGUUCAAAAGAAUUCCUGCUGAAGUAAAUUCUUCUGAAUGCGGUGAGUGUGGAAAAGCCUUCAUGGAUCGUACAUUUAAGCAUCACAUCAGCUCUCACAUUGGAUACAAACCUUAUCAGUGUAAAGAAUGUGGAGAAGUCUGCAGUUGUCCUUCUUACCUAAAACCUCGUGUAAGAACUCUUACUGGAGAGAAACCUUGUAAAUGUAAGAAUUCUACUAAACCCUGUAGUUGUGCCUCACAUCUUACUAAAUAUAUAAAAACUCAGUGUGGAAAGAGGUCUUAUAAAUGUAAGGAAUGUGGAAAAGCCUUUAUUCGUUCCUCACACCUCAAUGCACAUAAAAGAAUUCACAGUGGAGAGAGGCCUUUUGAAUGUAUGGAAUGUGGGAAAGCCUUUAUUCGUUCCUCACACCUCACUGAACAUAUAAGAAUUCACAGUGGAGAGAGGCCUUUUGAAUGUAUGGAAUGUGGGAAAGCCUUUAGCUCUUCCUCAUCACUCACUACACAUGUAAGAAUUCACAGUGGAGAGAGGCCUUUUGAAUGUAAGGAAUGUAGGAAAGCCUUCAGUAAUUCCUCAAACCUCACUAGACAUAUACGUUCUCACAGUGGAGAGAGGCCUUAUGAAUGUAAGGAAUGUGGAAAAGCCUUUAUUCGUUCCUCACACCUCACUGCACAUUUAAGAGUUCACAGUGGAGAGAGGCCUUUUGAAUGUAUGGAACGUGGAAAAGCCUUUAGUCGUUCCUCAUCAUUCACUACACAUAUAAAGACUCACAGUCACAAGAGGUCUUAUGAAUGUAAGGAAUGUGGGAAAGGGUUUAGUUCUUCCUCAAGCCUCAUUACACAUAUCAGGGCUCACAGUUCAGAGAGGCUUUAUGAAUGUAAGGAGUGUGGAAAAGCCUUUAAUUGUUCCUCAUCACUCACUACACAUAUAAGAAUUCACGGUGGAGAGAGGCCUUUUGAAUGUAUGGAAUGUGGGAAAGCCUUCAGUAAUUCCUCAAACCUCACUAGACAUAUACGUUCUCACAGUGGAGAGAGUCCCUAUGAAUGUAAGGAAUGUGGGAAAGCCUUUAGUCAUUCCUCAUACCUCACUGCACAUAUAAGGGUUCACAGUGGAGAGAGGCCUUAUAAAUGUAGGAAAUGUGGAAAAGCCUUUAAUCGUUCUUCAUCACUCACUGCACAUUUAAGAAAUCACAGUGGAGAGAGGGCCUAUGAAUGUAAGGAAUGUGGGAAAGCCUUUAGUCAUUCCUCACACCUCACUGCACAUAUCAGUGUUCACAGUGGAGAGAGGAGUUACUAAUGUAAGAAAUGUGGGAACAUCUUCACAUGUCCCUCAUCCUUUGCAACAGUAUACAUGUAUAGUGGGUACCAUCCAUCCUUUAUCUUUUCUGAAACCUGA
Molecule: messenger RNA, 1833 nt
Organism: Trichechus manatus latirostris (Florida manatee)
Lineage: Eukaryota; Metazoa; Chordata; Mammalia; Sirenia; Trichechidae
Product: zinc finger protein 699-like
Exons: 4
Biological process (GO): regulation of DNA-templated transcription
Molecular function (GO): DNA-binding transcription factor activity, RNA polymerase II-specific; RNA polymerase II cis-regulatory region sequence-specific DNA binding
Source: RefSeq, a predicted model, not a curated record